AUGAUGCCUACCCGAAACCCUAACAAGAAAAUUCGAAUCAAGCGAGAACCAGAAGAAGAGCAAAUCCAUGUCGACCGAUUGAGCAGCCUUCCUGACCAUAUCCUUCACUACAUCCUCUCCUUCUUUGACUCCACCAAACUCUCUGCUCAAACUUCUGUCCUCUCCACCAGGUGGAGGUACCUGUGGACGCACGUUCACCGUCUCAUCCUCGACACCGAUGAGUCCUUCAAUCCUACGAAUUUCGCCAGGAUUGUUAACGAAGUCAUGUACAACCGCUCGGAAGAAUGUAACAUCUGCAGCAUUGACUACAUUCACAUGAACUACAAGCCGGACAAGAAGCUGCUCAACAGGGUCAUGAGAUUCGCCGCGUCUCGCGACUGUCAGCAAUUCUGCCUUUGUGUUCCCCAUGAUGCUGGAUGUCUCGAUUCAAGUAUGUUUGUGCCUCUAGCUAAUAGCAAUCUCAGGACUCUGAUUCUGAGAGAAGCGAGUCUGGGGCUUGAGUUAUUAGGAUCCACUGGGUUCGCGAUGCUGAGAGAUUUGGAUUUGGACGAGUGCUGGCUGUCCUGUCAAAAUAAAUAUGCUGUCCUAGAUCCUUUCGCGAACUUCCCCUGCUUGGAGAAUCUGGUACUGCGUGGCUGCAUAUUGGAGAACUCUUGUCGCUUUAAGAUCUCUGGACCGAGAUUGGUUAAGCUAGAGAUUAGCUUCCUUGAUUGUUCUAAGCUGGAGAUAGAUGCGCCAAAUCUGAAAUUUUUUGGUUUGUGGGAGGAAUUGGAGUACUCCAAGUUGUACCAAUUCAACCUUCCUUCACUUGAGCUUGCUGAUAUCUGGAUGCAAUUUCGCGGUCUUGUUGAAAGGAACAAGGAUGGUAUGAAGGCUUGUGCUACCAGUUUGUUGGGAGGUCUGCACAACGCGAGUUUUUUAUUUAUGAAUUCUGCUUUCUUUGAGAUGCUGGUCAGGAAUUCCGAGUUUCUGGAGAAUCAGUGUUGUCCCUUCACCAGAUUGACGUCUUUGACAGUGGAUGGUUAUGUGCCUGACAUGUUACCUUACCAUGUGAUGAGUUACUUCCUGAGUGGCUCCUCCAACCGUGGACCAACGUAUCUUGAAUUUGUCUAA
This is a messenger RNA of Linum tenue, 1113 nucleotides long. The record is from the annotation of a GenBank genome assembly. NCBI's taxonomy places the organism in Eukaryota, Viridiplantae, Streptophyta, Magnoliopsida, Malpighiales, Linaceae.